CUUUUUUUCCGGCCAGUGUUGAAAAGACGCAAACACGUUGCGUUCAAGUGACAGUGUUUGUAUUGUUGAAAGUUUGGCGUGUGACUUGAUAUUCCAUUUUAAAGGACCAGUCGAUACAGCCAAGAUGACGCUGGAACAGCCAACUGGGGAGAUGUGGCAGAAGAUCAGGGAGGAGUUGAACGAGAAUGCCGACACCAAAGACGCAGACUUGGCUCACAUCAAGGAGUGGUUGAAGAAGGAGCCACAUCUGCCUGAUGAAUGGGAUGACCAGCGUAUCAUGACCUUCCUCCGGGGUUGCAAAUUCUCCCUGGAGAAGACCAAGCGUAAGCUGGACAUGUACUUCACCAUGAGAACAGCUGUGCCGGAAUUCUUCACAGACCGUGAUGUCAAGCGGCCUGAACUACAGGAAAUUCUUAAUAUGGUGCAAAUGCCUCCGCUUCCUGGACUAACACCAGAUGGGCGUCGUGUUAUCAUCAUGAGAGGUCUCGACAAAGACGUCCAGACCCCAAAUGUGGCUGACGCGUUCAAGCUGGCCCUCAUGAUGGGCGAUGUGAGACUGGCUGAGGAGAAGGAGGGAGUUGCUGGAGAUGUGUACAUCCUGGACGCUUCCGUCGCCACCCCCACUCAUUUCUCGAAGUUCACACCGACAUUGGUGAAGAAAUUCCUAGUCUGUGUACAGGAGGCCUAUCCAGUCAAACUAAAGGCUGUGCACGUCAUCAACAUCUCACCUCUGGUUGACAAGAUCGUCAACUUCGUUAAACCUUUCAUCAAGGACAAGAUCAAAGAAAGAAUCUUCCUCCAUUCCGACUCCAGUGAGUUGUACAAAUACGUGCCCAAGGAAAUGUUACCCAAUGAAUAUGGUGGCAACGCCGGCAGCAUGGCUGAUUUACAUAGUGCGUGGGUCAAGAAAAUGGACGAGUACACAGACUGGUUCAAACAACAGGAAGACGUGAAAGCCAACGAAGCCCUGAGACCGGGCAAACCGACCAAUUACGAUGAACUCUUCGGAAUCGACGGCUCCUUCCGUCAGUUGGUCAUAGAUUGAUUCUUCUCAAUUGAGUUGGUUUAUUUCAUCAAGAUUCUCAUUAUUUUAUAGGUUAACUGCUUUCUCUAUCGCUUUUUCAGUUACCACUUUUAUGUACCAAAUGUUGUCGUCAACCAAAGGUCUUGCUCAAUUAGGUGUGUUGAUAUUAAGACGUUUGAAUCUAUUGGUUUUGUUAAGCAUUUGAU
This is a messenger RNA of Amyelois transitella, 1230 nucleotides long. RefSeq names its product alpha-tocopherol transfer protein-like. The record is from RefSeq and is a predicted model, not a curated record. The coding region runs from base 125 to 1045 and encodes 306 amino acids. Lineage: Eukaryota; Metazoa; Arthropoda; Insecta; Lepidoptera; Pyralidae. Gene Ontology annotation, molecular function: phosphatidylinositol bisphosphate binding. Gene Ontology annotation, cellular component: membrane. The transcript is spliced from 8 exons.